Molecule: messenger RNA, 807 nt
Organism: Stomoxys calcitrans (stable fly)
Lineage: Eukaryota; Metazoa; Arthropoda; Insecta; Diptera; Muscidae
Exons: 2
Coding region: 5-748 (247 amino acids)
Source: RefSeq, a predicted model, not a curated record
CGAAAUGACAUCCUCGAGCGAAGGCAUACCUCAGAUCAAAUUAGAACUUAAAAACGUUAUAGAAAACCUCAAAAUAUUCGAAAACACUUCACUAUUAGACAACCAGCAACUUGAAGAUCUAAAAAUUAAAACAGAACAACUUUUAACAAAUUUGGAACAUAAGCCCUUAGAAAAUAUUAAAAAAUCAUUAAAGAAAAGACAAAAGAGCAGAAAACACAAAAAAUUAAAACAAAAGCUGCUUCAACCCAAGAAACAGGAUUGGCUUAAUGAAGAUAUUAAACCGGAAACCCAUGGAGCAGAAUCUUUAAAAUCGCGUAUACAAACUUCAACUCUUGAACGCUCUACAAAAUACCAUCACCACUUGAAAAGCAUAUCCGAAUGCCAAAGAUUUUUAAAAACCUUUGAACUUUUGGAACAAUUACAUUUGGCACGUGGACAAGAUCCGAACAAAACACGAAAAUUUGCUAGUAAACUACAACAUCUGAGAUUAAUUUGGAACAGUUUGCUGCAGGAGAAACAAAGUGAAAGCUCUAACACUGAACAGAAAGUUCAAGAACAAUGGAAUCGUGUAUUCUUUGGUAAAACAGAGAAAACAUUUUUUGAAGGCAAAGUUAAUCAAAACUAUUUCAUAAGAAAAAGGCACAUCUGGGAUUCCUAUAUAGAUAACAAAUAUGGAACUUCAAUACCGAUUGGUUGGGUUUUGCCUCCUACUACUCCAACUAACGAAUGGUCUCAAUAUUUGCAGUAAUAAAAAUAUGUUGUUAAUGCAUUUGAAUUAAAAUAAAUAUACCAAGCUUGUAAGUCUUA